Lymnaea stagnalis (great pond snail) is the source of this 10939-nucleotide messenger RNA. Lineage: Eukaryota; Metazoa; Mollusca; Gastropoda; Lymnaeidae. The record is from the annotation of a GenBank genome assembly.
ACUAGAGAAAUAAGGAGCUUCAUUUCAAAAUGGCCGAUUCUGAUUCUAAACCAUUGUUUUCAUUCAAGAAAGUUAAUCGCAAGCGAGCUGUUCGAAAGCAGCAGAAUAACAGCAGUGAGGGUUAGUUGACUACCAAAUUAACAUAUAAUUAUGUGAAAAGUGUUUCCACAUAUUCCACCCAUUUUCGUGUUUAGCCAUUUGUUUUGUUAGUUUUGUUCCGAGGUCCACUUCUAAUAUACUAAGACUAAGACUAGUGACGAGCAAGACUAACUAUAACUUAAUAAUUAUUGAAUUUGAAGCUUUUUCAAAUCCAAUAAGCUGUUGCGGCUGUAGUAUUUUUGUUAAAAAGGUUUUGAAAUAUUCAUCCAAGUGCCUACUAAUAAUAAUGAAUAAUUUUUAUAUAAUAUCCUUUUCAUUUUUAUUAGAGCCCUAGGGAAUAUAUUGAUCUACAUGUGUAGGCACUUGGAUACAAAAUUUUUAAAAAAUUGAAAUAAUUUUUUUAAUAGCACAGUUAGUUAGAGCUAAUUUCAAAUAAAAAAAUGAAACCAGAAUCAACUUUUUAGCUUAAGUACUUUUUGAGCUAUGAAUUUUUAAAGUGUGAGUUCGUUUGGUAUUUUUUACUAUGGACGAAACCUCCACAUCUUGUGACCUCAUUCCGCUGAUCGCGUCAUGCGCAAUGACUAUAUACUUUAUAUAAGGCAACGCAUCGCCUUAUCACUAAAAUACUGUUUAGGGUCGACUUAGUUUAAACUUUCAACUUUGGCACAUGAAUAAUUAAUUAAAGCUUUCCCUGACCAAUGGUUUAAUAGUUUUUGCACACGGCAAACUCUUAUGAAUGAAACUCUGAGGUAGUACUACGAUACAGUUAUGCAAGUGGCUGUGAAUGGUUGCCAAUGACAACGUGUUGCACACGGUAAAUUCUGAUCAUUUAUAAUAUGGAUUCUACCGGGUUGUUAAAGCUCAAAUUAAAACAUUCCAGUUUAAAUGUCUUUAAAAUGCAUUCUGAAACACAAGUUAUCAAUUAUUUUGAUGUAAAUAGUGAUAAUAAAUUAAUAUUUCCUAAGUAUCGGCAACUUCCGCCAUUAAAAAGGGGGGCGUGGCCAACCCCAUGGCGAAAUUAGGUUGAGCGAGCUGCAUGACCUGCUGCGAACGCGUAGAAACAUGGCGUCUCUCGUAAGACACUUAUCGCUGUGAAAAUUGGCAUACGUGUAGAUCAAUAGAUUCCCCAGAUGCAAAAAAAAUUUGGUAGUGACAAAUUUUUUCCUUCGACUUAAUUUUAAUGAUGAAAGUUGCCUUAUAUUUACCAAGGAUUUUCUCAAAGCUGACUGAUGGUAAAUGAAAUAAGUAAUUGAUUAAAAUGUAGGCCAAGAUGUCUACCUAAUUAUAAGGCCGAAAACGGAACUCAAAUAUAUAUCGAAAGUACUAAUUUAAUAAUAAAUAGACACACACAUCGGAAAAUUAAAAACUCUGAUUUUUUGGCGCCGAUUGCGAAAUCCCAUACACAAUAAGUAGUAGUCUCCCUUGACUUACCGAAGUAUCUAACAUGUGUGCCAAUUUUCAUAGCGUUAUGUGUUUUACUAGAGACACUGCUUCUUCGAAUGAGCAGUAUUUCCUAUUGCUGUGCCCAACUUCCCUUUAAUGUACGUACUUUAAAACUAGUUGACGCACCGAUCUGCGCAUGUCCAAAAAUGUCGAAAAAACUUGUUCUACAAUAUGGCGUAGAGCUACACGGUAUCUUUGGAAAAUUGCAUACUACGUCACCUUUGUUUAUUAAAUAAUUGCUUUCCUCAUCAGUGACGUAUCAGUUUUUGUGUUCCGGCUCCGGUGAUUAUAUUAAAUUUAUACUACGAGUUGGUUUUUUUUGGGUCACGGACAGGAACAUCGUAACCAUUCGGUAAGUUUAUCACAUAAUACUUUUUUGUUAUUUAUGGAUUUAGAAAGAUGUUUAGCGCUUUAGAAACUACUUUCAUUCGUGAGUAUUAACAUAUUAAAAUUAUUAAAAUCGGCGUCUCCUUGAAAAGUUAUGCCUCCCCCAAAAGUGCAGGUGGGGGGUAUGAAAAUGUCGCUGAAUCGAAAGUAAAUUUUAUGCGAUCGAGUUGCCGGAAAUUGCUAUUAUUACUGUCAAUUAUGCAGUGAUCCUUUUUUGUUUAUUCCCUAAUCAUCUGAAUAAUUCUAAUACGUUUUACAUGAAUACUUUUUUUUUUAUAAAUAAGGAAAGAUUUUAACCAAACUUGAAAAGUUUUGGGUCUAUGGAUUGCUUUUUAGUUUAUAAAUUACAGUUAAAUUUAAAUAGUUUUGUUCACCAGGUACCAAAUUUAUCCGUUCUAGAUCUACCACCGUUCUUCAUUAUUGAAUGAAUAAUUAAUUGUUAAAUAAUAGUAAUAAUAAUAAUUGUUAUUCUCUUAUAAAUUACUAUUCAUAUGGGAGACUAUUGCAAAAAUUAGGCAUACAAUAAGUUAUUUUACUGGUAAUCCUAUUAAGUAAGUCUAUUUAGGCAUAGUAUCUAAAUUUCAUCACAUUUGCAGUUGCAAGCCUAAUUAAAGUUAGUAAUUUUUUAAUUUAAUUAUGAAUUUUAUAUUAUUGUUAAGUUAAUAUAGCAUUCUGAUACUACAUCCUCAUCAUAGUAAUACUUUUUUUAUUAGGACAUAGAAAAGCAGUUUACAUAAACAAUUAUUUAAUAUAUCAAAUUACAAUAAAUUUAAUAUUUAAAAAAAAAAGAAUUUAGUUUUAAUCACCACAUAAAAUGAAUAUUAUUAAAAAGAAACAAGAAAUGGUGAAUAUUAAGGAUUAUGAUUAGAUGUUAUUUUUAGUCAUCUUUCAGAUACAAGGGAAAAUUUUUAAUUUUCUAUUGAAGAGAAGAUCUUUGUGGAAUUUAUUCCACUUCCAUCAACAGUAAGGCAUAUAUGGACAUUAUGGACGAGAAUGGCUAAGACUCAAGACAAAGUUUAUGAAGGAGAAAUUUUGUGAUUCAUCAACAAGACCAAGAAGUCUGUAAAUUUUACAUUGAAGGAGUCUACAUAAAAAAUGAUAGGCAGAACAGCCCCAUUCCCUUUUAAAAUUUAAUCACAUACCCGUAUGCCACGGUAUGCUCAUAUCUUAGUGUCGUGAUGGUUUAUUUGAAUAGUUUUUAUAAUUUCAUGCAUUUAAUUUUGUAGUAAAAAAGACUUCUACUUACCUUUUAUAAAGAUAAGAAUUUAAUUGCAAUAUAACUGAAUCAUACAUUUAGUUUAAAUACAAUCAACAUGUAAUUUUUUUGUUUUUGCCUUUAAAAAUAAUAAUUUUUCCAAAUUUUUUUGCACAUGAUUUUCUCAACAUACCUGGAAUAAAAUUAUCCAAAAUAAAAAGUCUUGAUGUAAUGUAAAAUUUAUAUUGUUUGUUAUGUUGGUUAUUAGAUUAGGAAUGUCUCCUGAAAAUUUAUCUUUAAAAAUAAAAAUGUUGUGGGCAAAAUUAUGCAGAAAUGUGAAAUUUGGGUCACACAUUUUGGGGGUAAAAUAUAUAGAUUAUAUAAGGGGCAUAAAAAAUUUGACUAAAAAAUUCAUAACUCCACUUCUAUAAAAGAUAGAAAGAUGAAAUUGGUGUUGUUAUAAAUCUUAUAGAUAGCCCUUUAAAAUGAUGUAUCAUUCAUUGCAAUCAGACAAUAUUUAAAUUUUGUGUCAAAGUACCUACUUUAAUGUGACCACAACCUUUUUUAAUUGUGAAAGAUGCUGAUGCUUAGGAAUUAUUCAAUUCUUACCACUAUUUACAUCAAAAUACUUGAUAACUUGUGUUUUAGAAUGAAUUUAGAAGGCAUUUAAACAAGAAUAUUUUAAUUUGAGGUUUAAAAACCUGGUAGAGUCCAUAUUAUAAAUAAGCAUUAUUUGCCUUGUAAUGAGUGCACAGUGCCGUUGAGCAACCAUGUCUAUUCCCAGUCCUUUGCAUCUGCAUCUGAGUAUCAGUCUCAUAGUUUUAUAUAGAAGAGAUUGCAAACACUAUUAAAUCAUUGGUCAGGGAAAGCUUUAAUUAAUUAGUCAUAUGCGGAAUAAGUAGUCCCAAACCAGUAUUAUUUUUAGGAGGAUGUGUUUCCUUACAUAGAUAAAUUGCAAAUGCUUUAUUAAAGUAAUAAAUAAAAGUAAACUUGGAAAUCAAAAAGAGGCCUAUGGGCUAAGGGGAAUUCCGAAAAAGAUAUGAAACUAAUUUGUCCCUACACCCCAUUUUUCCCUCACAAAUUUGUCUCAAAAUUUUAAAAACCCUUAAAAGACAUUGUUCACAAAUCCUUGAACCUACCAUAGAUGCAUGGCGUCAUUCAUGAAUUGGCCCUGCUAAAUAUAAUUAUCAUAAUAAGAGGCUUGAAUUUUGUUUUUUAGUCAUUUCUGAAGGGGAGAUAACAUGUACAUUAUGAUAUAUACUAAAAUAUUACCAUUGGCUUAAAUUAGUUAAAAUGUGAGAAUGCCUAAUCCCACAUAUGGAUCUCAAUAUAAUUUAUUUCCUAAGCCUAAAUUAUAGUUUAAGUAUACAUAAGUAUUGGGUUCCAGUGAUGGAGAACUUAUUGGUACUGUUUUGUUCGCCGACACGUUCAUUUUGUUUCAUCCUUCUUUCUUUUUUUUUAUCAGGAUCUUCUUACUCUGUAAUUUAUAUUAAUAAUAUAUCCGAUUACUUCAAAUUGAUUGCAGUUCUAUCUGUAUUAUACUUUAGAAAGAAUCUUGGCCAAUUUGUCUCCAGAAUCUAUUGACUCUUUUGUUGAAAAUUGUGGCUGUGUGUUUAAGGAUCUCUUAAUAUUAUUUAACCUACAUAAGUUAGCAUGUUGAUUUACUGAUGAUAUAUUUAAUCCACCAUUUUGACAUCACAAUAUUAUUAUUUCAUAUCUUCUUAUUAUAUUUUUUUUUUUUGCAAAAAAUUGCUGUUUUGACAGAUGAUUCUGGAAAAAGUGACAGCGAUGAUGGAAAUGUGGCAAUACGACAGGCAGCAAACAAGAAGAAAAACAAUCCCAUGGUUCAAUCAGUGAGACUUCUUCCAAUUUAUCAUAUUUUCAUUUUAGAGUUUUCAUUGUCGCUACUAAAACAUAAUCUAAAGUCCAAGAAUAUAGAUUUUAAGUUACAAAUUCUCCUUUUUGCCCCCCACCCCCUAUGUGACCUGGAAAUAAAGUAUCAGAACAAAUUGUAAACAUUAUUUUCAGACAAAGAGAAUUAAACUAGCGUCAAGUGGUGUAAACCAUAGCUCUUCAAGUGAAGGAGACAGUGACAUAGAUGAAUCAUCAAGUAUAAAUGUUAAUUAUAAAUCUUCAAGAUCAGGGGUAGGUAUAUAUAUUGUAAAUGUCUUUCUUUUUUUUUCUUUUUUAUUCUUAAAACAUUUUGAUAACACUCCUUCAACCAGACUCUUUAAUUAUGCAUAAAAUGUAUGGCCCAAAAUUGAUCAACAUAAAUUGUCCCUUGUGAAAGAACUGGUAAUGUGAUUUAAUCAUUAGUUUUCAUUACUUCUAUCAUGCAUAAAUUUAUUUAAUUCAUUAUCUAAAAAUAAAAUUAAUUUAUAUCAGGACAUAAAAAAGAUAUAAAUAUGAUGUUGAAAUAUUGCCUAAUAACUUACAUUUAAAAUAUUUCCAGAAACGGGAAGGACCAGAUGACAUGGGCGCAACAUCUGUUGUUGAGAUAGACACUCAAGCUGAUAGAGAUUCACAAGCCAUACUUGAAAGAAGCUUACAACUUCAGAAGGUGCUUCUCCUUAAAGUCUCAAUAUUGAAUUAUGAUAAAACUAUUGGUCUAUAAAAUAUUGUCCUUUUCAAUCAAAAUUUGAAAUCCUUUUUGUUAGGAAAAUGAGAGAUCCCAAGACAUUCAAUCAAAUAUUGAAUUUUUGAAGUAGUUGGUGUGGUUUAAAUAUCAUAAUAAAUUGCCCUGUAUUUUUUCCAUGGCUUUAAACUGAAAAAAGUAAAACCUCACUGUAAGUAGUUAUAAAAUAGAUUAAUUUGUUAUUGAACUUGAACCAUUCAUUAUCAAUUACUCUGUUUGAUGUUGCAGGAAUUGAAAGACAAAGAAGAUGACAAGAUUUAUAGAGGUAUCAAUAACUACCAUCAGUACUAUGAAAAGAAAGAUUCUGUUCAAGGCAAUGCAGAAAGUGGGAAGAGCAGGUGAUUAACAGCUCUUGGUCAAUCUGCGUUGUGGGAUAAGUAACUGAACAAAAUUAUAAAACUUUAAAUUUGCCUUUGAGCUCACAUCAUAACUUAGACUCAACUAGGAUGUAACACUGCAAACUAUUUGUCAGGUAUGGUCCACUGAGAGCACCAGCCCACCUCAGGUCCACAGUUAGAUGGGAUUAUCAACCAGAUAUUUGUAAAGACUACAAGGAAACAGGGUUCUGUGGCUUUGGAGGUAAAGUUGACAAUUUAAUUGACCAUAUUAUUUUUUUAAACAUCUAGCAGCAUCAUUAGGUCUGCGUCUGCUAGAAAUAUAAUUUAAGACACAUGAAGCACUCUAAAUAACACUUAUUUCAUACCUUUGAGUAUGAUUGUAAUUCAGGCUACUGCAAAUAUGUCGUUUUUAAGACAUUUACAGCUGCAAAUGUCAUCUAUAUUAAUUAAAUAAUGAAUUAAAAAUUAUACAUUAAUUCAAUUUCAAUUGUUUAAUUAUUUUCUUUUUAAUAAAUAUAGCCACUUAGUCUAAAAAAAUUUUUGCAAGGUUAUUUUGUUUUAAUUUCACUACUUUUUUUUAGACUCGUGUAAAUUUCUUCAUGACCGAUCGGAUUACAAGCAUGGCUGGCAACUGGAGCGUGAAAUGGAACAAGGGACUUACGGACAAAAAGGUUUGUCUGAGAGAGAUUCUUCUUCUGCUUGUCUUGGUUCCUAUUUGUUCAUAAACUUUUAGAAUUGAUUUUUGAAAUUUUGCCUUACAUUUCUCUUUCAGUAUAAUUAACCUGAUUUCAUUAUUGUGUUUCAUAUAGAAUUAGAGAUAAAUUUAAAUAUUAAAAAUUCUUGGGGAUUAUGGUUGCUGAUAAAAAGUAUGUCUAUAUUCCUUACUGGUUUACCAAUAUGUCAGAUAGUAGAAAGCUAAAAAGUGGCUAAUAGUUUAGCAAAUCGUUGUUGACAUUGUUUACUUCAGAAAUCACCUCAUGUCUGUUCAACAAAGUAGCAUUUAGUUAUAGUGCUCCAAGUUUUUGUGAACUUCUCUUAUUGUUCUUCUAACCAACAACAAAAAAUUCCCAAGGAUUAAUUCCCCAAUUAGCCUCUGAUGUGUGUCACAUUCUCACUUGCAUAUAAAUAUCACAUAAAUUUGUUAGCAGCUCAGCAACAAUGGUAAAAUUCAGUGUUAUUCUUUUGUUUGUCCCUGUUGAGUUUUAUGCAUUGUACCUGCAUUCAAUUGAACACUUUACAUAAUAAUAAUAAUAAAGAUUAUUUAAAAAUCACGCUUCAUCCCCAUAUAUAUCUAAAAGAUAAUUGCUAGCUAGACAACAUCACCCCAGCAGAUGUUUGCAAAAAGGUAAGUCUUCAAAUCAGUUUUGAAAGACUCCAGUGUCUGGCUGUUUCUGAUAGCGAUAGGAAGAGUGUUCAAAAUUGUUGGGCCAGAAAAUGCGAAAGUGCGCCCCUCAAUAAGUAUCAAGCCGAACACAUGGUAUCGAGAGUUUGCCACUAUCAGAUGAGCGGAGUUGUCUAGUGAGUACAUAAGGCAUAAGGAGCACUUUGAGAUAGGAUGGUGCCAGGUCAUGCAAGCAGCGGUAGCACAGAGUUGCAAUUUUGUACUCUAUGCGAGUGCGGACCGUCAGCCAAUGCAACUCUCUCAGAAGUGUUUUAGCAUGGUUGAAUUUGCGUUUUCGAGUAUUCACUGUGGUUUUUUUUUAUUUGAAAAACAAUUUAAAAUAAAAAUUGAUGUUUUCAGAUGAGCAGAAUUAUGAGAUAAGCAGCGAUGAGGAGGAUUUCCCAUUCAAGUGUUUUAUCUGUAGAAAUUCUUUCAAGGACCCUGUUGUCACAAAGUAAGAAUACAAAUACGUAUCAUUUAUUUAAUUAUUUGAGGGUGUCAAAUUGUAAGCCAUCAGUCCAGGAUGUAAGAAGAGGAUGUCUUUACAGGGGCUAAUGAAAAGGGGCAUUCGGUAAAUGCAUUUUUUUUUUAAUGAUGUAAAUAACACAAAUCUUAACUGUGCUUGUAAAUAUUUUUUUUUGUAUGGAUUUUUAAGCCAGAACUUUACGUAGAAUGACAUUCAUGAGAUUUCCAGCUUACUCUCAAUCCUUUUCUCACACGUACUAUACUUCUUAAUAAAGAAGGGAAUACUUGACAAUAUAAUAUGAUAUAUUGGAUGCAUCUUGCAAAGAUUUGCUUUAGCAGAAACAGUUGGGGUUCAAGUUCAAAUGAGUUUUCAUGAUCUUAAUUUUUUUUUAAAUUACAAAAAUAAAAAAUUGUAAAAGUGGGAGGGGGCAUAUGAUACUUCUAUCCAGCAGAUUUAUAUGUGGUCAGAAUAAAUAACUAAUCUAGUAAACCUUUUUUAAUUAAUUUUUUUUUAAAUUUACUUUCUUAAAUGUUUAAAACGUAGCUUUCUGUUUCUGAUUAUUGCACUGCAGUAGUGACUUUUGCAUUUCAGGUGUAAACACUAUUACUGUGAGAAAUGUGCCUUGGAGCAUUACAAAAAGUCCAAGCGGUGCUUUGUGUGUAGUGAACCCACUGGUGGAAUUUUCAAUCCAGCCAAAGGUUAGUGAAAAAGUUUGUUUUGUUGAGAAUAAUCCUUUCACUUUUGAAAAUGACUGCCUUGAGGAAUUUUGGGUUAAAAAAUUAUCCUUUAAAGUGGGGGUUUGCAUUAUACACUCCUGUAACAAGACUUUUUACCGUAAGCGUACUUUGAUACUAAAUCUUAAAGCCCAUGCAACCAAAUCUUGGCCCCCUCACAUUUGGCGAGUAAGCACGCAUCUUAUCAACAACUUUUAAUUUUAAACAUGACCGGUACAAUAAUUCAAAGAACUUUUAAACUUUUAAUAAAAUAUUUAUUUAGCCUUCACUUGUAUUGUAUUAUUGUGGACAAGUUAACAAAUCUCAUACGUAGCUAUGGCAUUUUAGGGAUUUUUACAAAAAAUCAAGGGUUGGCAUUAUAUGUGGAUCUUGUUAUACGUGGUAUUAUAAUGGUAUUUGUUAGAUUCAUUGGAUCGUGAGUAGCGGUAUUACCGUUACUUUCCUACAAGGGCGUCGGAUGAGAAAUAUUCUUUUUUUUCCUCAAAUUUAACCACUCUCCCAUAAAUAUCAAUAGAUUAACAAAGUCAUGUUACAAUUUGGUAAAAUUAUUUUCUUUAACAAAUUUCAUUGAGUUUGAAUGUUUUAGAAAGGAAAAAAAAAAAAGGUAGCCUCAGUCUGUCAGUGUUGAUACCACACUGAAAUCUUUGGAGGGUUGGUAAAUAAAAAAAUUCAGUCAAUUACCCACAAAUCUACUUAGGACUUGUAAAUCAACUAAAACUUCUUAAAAUUAAAAGUCACCAUUGUUUUGGUUUACGGGGUCAGUGACCAUUAAAUUGGAUUAAAAAACUUUCUCUUUUAGAACUGAUGUCUAAGUUGGAGAAAAGUAAAAAGUCUGACGACAUGCCUGAUGAUAAUAGCGAUGAGGGAGCCACGUAGUCACGGCAGAAACUUUUCACUUUAUUUCAUAUGUAAAUUUCAAAAUUAAAAAGUGUUAAGGUCACUCAACAUUCAUCCUGUUAAUGUUUUAUUUUAGUUAUGCAACUGUUGUUAAUAAUUUUAACAAAAUUUUGGACUGCAUGCCUUAUUUAUUAUUACUGCUGGUUUCACCCAGUAUUGUUAGUGCAAAUAGUUCAUUCAUUACAAAAAACGAAAAAAAAACUGAUUUCACUUUUCUUUUUUAAAUACAAAAGAACAUGCAUAUAAAAUAUGUAUAUUUCAGCAUGUUUUUUUACAUGGAAAAAAUUGUGAUGUUGAAACUGAUAAUGCAUUUAUUAAACAAAUCUAUAUAUAUUAUUCGCCAGCAAAAGCCAAACAAGACGGGUCAAACAAGGCUAUUUAUAGAUACGCCAGAGUGUGGUUCAAUGAGUUCACUAGCCCGCAAAAUAUAAUUCCCGAUAACUACGCUAUAUAUGAUAUAUAUUUUUUUUUAGUAACGCAAUUGCGUUUGGUGCUUAAUAUUUUCUUUUCAGAAAUAAAUCGUCUCAAUUUAAGUGUUGUGUAAAAAAUAUUCAGUUUUAAAGGGGUUGGGACAUGAGAAUAUUAAUAUAGUUCAAGGGCGUGAAAUAAAAAGUGUGCAUUGACGUAUCAUGGUGGAAGGGGUGUAGCAAAUAUUGGGAUUCUUUUAAAUGUGCAUUACUUGAGUUCAUGUUUUGUCAAGUAACUUUACUAGAUGGGAAGUUCAUGCAUUGCUGUCGCCAAUGUUUGGCGGGCUAUAACUAGUUUAUUAUAAUACUGGAUUUGAUUUAUUACAAUAAAUACAGUAACAAUAUCUGUUGAAAUUUUUGUUAUGAAUUUCUAUUGCAUUUUUAAAAAUCAUAUUGAAAUAGUUUAUUUCUUUCACAGAGUUUUAUAUUAAAAAUUAUAGUUAUUCUAAGGUUAUUUUAUAAAAAAUUGUUUAUAAAUUAUUAUUUUUUUUUUACAAAGCAUUCUUUUUUUCAGGUUCCACCAUUUUUUAAAUUCUCUUAUGUCUUAUUGUUUGCUGCUCACACUGCACCUAACAAAACACAAAUAAAAUUUUAUUCUAGAAAUAAAAAAGUAACAAAAAAGUAAUAAAUGACUGUGCAUACAUGAACAUAGCAAUACAGAAGAUCAAAUGUUCAUCUUUACAAACAUUAUGCAAAUGGAACUUGAAACAUCAAAAUCACACAUUACCUAGUUAUGUCUAGUAAAAAAAAAAAAAUUAAGAAAAAAAGUAAACAUAAUAAUAUACCAACUGAGUUUCUCAAUCUAAUUAAAAAAAUCCUAGGUUUUUGGAAUUUGAAAAAAAAAAAAAAGAUUAUCUACAGGUAAAAUCAAAGGAUUAGUACAUUAAAAUUAAAUGU